AUGCUGCUUGCAUAUGUAGCUAUGCCACGCUAUGAAGGCCCACAAAUUGAUACAGUGAUUGUAGAGAAUGAUGCCAAAGCUCUAUAUAAAGCUGGGGAGAAGAGGAUAGGAACAAAUUACAAGACUUUCAUAUGCAUUUUCAGUGAAAGAAGUAGGGCACAUUUGGCUGCUGUUAAUUUUGCUUACCACAAGAUGUACGGACAUUCAUUGGAAAAGGCAAUAAAGAAGAAAACAUCUGGGAAAUUUACAUAUGCCCUUUUGACAAUCUUGCAGUGUGUUGAGAAUCCUGGGAAGUUCUUUGCGAAGGGAUUGCACAAGGCAAUGAAAGGCAUGGGAACUGAUGAAACAUCGCUAACAAGGAUAACAGUGACAAGGGCUGAAAUUGAUAUGCAGUAUAUAAAGGCAGAGUACCACCAGAAAUAUGGGAAAUCAUUGAAUGAUGCUGUCACUACAGGAAAAAGAGGAUGUGGUGGCGUUUUUAUAGCGACUGUAAUGUGUUUUAAAGUUGUAGUUUGGAACUGUGAAUUCUGGUGUUUUGAUACUGAUAUGUUUAUGGAGGGGUGUUUCAUGUUAAUAUGCAAAUACAGUAAUUCUUGUGCUGCUAUUAAGAUUAGUGAGGGAUGUAGAUAUUCUAACUGUAUUGUUGAAUGUGAUGAUGAUUUGGAGAAUAUGCUGUCAAUGGUAGGUUGUAGUGGUUCUCAUGUUGUUAAUGUUGUUAUGGGUAAUAAGAGAAUUAUGGAGGUUGAUGAUGAUAAUUCUCGCAGGAUUGAUUCUGUAAUUUGUGAGAGUUCUUUGAUUAACGAUUGUGAUGAUUUUGGUGGUUUGUUGCCUAGUUUUUAUCCAGAACCAGAGUGA
Molecule: messenger RNA, 855 nt
Organism: Camellia sinensis
Lineage: Eukaryota; Viridiplantae; Streptophyta; Magnoliopsida; Ericales; Theaceae
Source: RefSeq, a predicted model, not a curated record